Zophobas morio is the source of this 1680-nucleotide messenger RNA. Its product is annotated as 27 kDa hemolymph protein-like. The coding region runs from base 668 to 1552 and encodes 294 amino acids. The transcript has 5 exons. Lineage: Eukaryota; Metazoa; Arthropoda; Insecta; Coleoptera; Tenebrionidae. The record is from RefSeq and is a predicted model, not a curated record.
GCGAUGAGUUUGCCAUCGUGAUGAGGUAACCUCAACAUGAUAGAAUAUAGAAAGUAGAAACGUUUUAAGUGGGUAAAAAAAAUCCAUAUUAGUGUGAUAUAAUAAAAGAACGUUAACGUAAGCUACCAUUUACGGUUUUCUUUUUUUGUUAAUUCACGUAUAAAAAAAUAGAAAAUAAACAAAUCGUGCCUUUCUUUUAUCGCAACGUUUUUACCUUAAACUACGCUAGGAGUAGGAAUAGAAAAACACGUUUUGCACGUCACUUCCUUGAAAUCAAAGCUGAAAACAGUGUAUAGCAAGCGCUCCUCAGACAAAGCAGUACAGUGAUAAAUAUUUAUAAAUGAAACAAAACGUAAAUGAAAAUUGUUAUAAUUAAUAGAAGGCUAAACUUUGACCUCAGCGCAGCGAGUGCACCUGAGUAACAGUAAGAAUUUCGAUUACGAGUAGUACUCAUUCAAUUAGUAUCUCGGAUCACUCGUCUUGACGACUCAUUUGUACUUUUGUCAUAAGUUCAAAAGAUAAGUACUUUAUAAAGCGAUAAACUAGAAGCAGUGAAUCGUUCGGUUAGUUCAGUCACUUCAGUGUUCCGUCAGAUCGAGCUGGUUUCACUCGAUUUCAACUUUCAGUGUGUUUAAUUCGUCUUUGUCAAACAGGAAUAUCCAGCAACAUGCAACUUUUCCAAAUACUGCCUCUCGUUCUGCUCAUAGGCUUCGGGGUGUGUCAAACCAGCAACAAUUUAGAUUCUGCUGACAUUGAAAAACAGCUCAAAAACAAUUUUCCCGCACUGGAAAAUUUUAACUCAAGCAAACUCCCAACCGAAGAAGAUGUUGAGAAACUCGUUAGAGAAAAGUGCGACAAGAACGGAGGGGGUGAAGAGGCUUUUAAUGCUCUCAAGGAACAACAAACGGAGCUUCAGGCCUGCAUCGAGGCCCAACUUAACGCCACUGAAAUCCAAGCCGAACUCGAAGAAUCUAAGAAAACAGGUUCCAUGGACGAAGUUUUCGGAAAGUACUGCCAGAAGUACCCCGAAAUCUACAAAUGCAUCACAACCGUAACCGAAAAAGUCAAACCUUGCCUUGAUCCCCAAGAACAAGACACGAUGAACAAAACGCUCAACGUCGUCGACGAAAUAAAAGAGUUCGUCUGUUACAAGGACGGAGACCGUAUUGCCAUGUUUAUCGCCGAGGGGGGCGUCGAAUGUUUGGAAUCACGGAAAGAGCAGCUGCAAGAAUGCGCUAAUAAAACUUUAGGGUCCAGAAUACCAACCGACAUGUCGGUUAAUAGUUUGCCUAUGUUUUUGUUUACUGAAAGGGAGUGCGACGAUUUUGAUGAAGUUCGGAAGUGCUUUAACACGGAAUUGGAGAAAUGUAAAGAUAGCACUCCUGCUAAUAUUGUUGAUGCUUUCUUUAAGUUUUUAAAGAAACAUUUGCCUUGUGGUACAACUGGUCAACGAGUAAUGAGCGUGAAGGCAGAUGAGCCGAGUUCUUCGUCUGUCGUCACGCUUUCGUUGCUUGUUGUAGGGUUCAUGGUUCUUCUGUCUAGGUUCUUGUGAUUUAAAUUAGUUUUAUUUAUUACUGUUAUUUUGGAUAGAGUAGUGAAAUGGAGUGAUUGUGUAUAUACUCUAAAUUGUUGAAGAUAUAUUUUUUAUAUGAAGCACGAAAUAAAGAUUUUAGGUAAAAA